AUGGAGUCACCAACGCGUCCCAUCCUGAGCCCCUCAAAAGCGCUUCACCCGGUCUCACCGGAACGCAUGAAUCAACAAACCAUACCUGCCUCUCCCUCGCUCCCCGCCGACCUUCUCUCACUACAUCACAAGAACACCCGAGGGGUCUCGGAAGUUCAAGCCAAAGUGGCAUUCUUAAACGGUCUCACUCGAAGUGGCAGCCCCGCCAACGCAGCCAACAAUGCCGCUGUACAAAGGGCUAUCCUGGGCCGCGAGGAAGCUGAGUCCGCCUUGGUAGCUGCACAAGAGGAACUACGGGAAGCAGAAACGCGAGAACGUCGAAUCAGCGAGCGCCUCGAAUCAUUGCUAGAAGAACUACAUGGAACGAAAGAACGCCAGGCACAAGAACGAUCGAUUUUUGAGAAAGAAAUUCGGAAGGCUCGCAAAGAAGCUUUCCGAGCUGGAUCGACCUUUGUGAAGCUUCAGGAAGAACUGAAGCACGCGAAGUCGGAAGUCAAGGCACUGAAAGAGGAAUUGGGGGCAGAACGCGAGGCGAAGGAGAAGGCCAAUCAGGAGGCAUUUGAACGUGCUUAUGCUCUUGCCGGCUUGACAGAGGAACUUGAGGUUUUGAAAGAGAAGUUCCGCGCUCUCGAAACAGACAAUCAUUCAAGUACCCUUGAAGUUCGCGCCCAUGAGAUUCGGAAAGAAGACUUUGGAAGACUGUCUUUGAUGGAGGGUGACCUGGCAUUUUUGACUACCCCGCGAAGACCGAAGCGAGCUGCUGCGGGAUCUGUUCGAUCUCCUGCUCCAGUACGCGAAGAAGACCACGCUGAAGCCACCCCUCCUAAACGCCCGCGUCUGUCCGACUGCGCACCAACAAACACUGAGGGCGAAGAUGCCGCACCAGAACCGGCGUCUGCCGAACUAGAAGAGGAUACGUUGGAGGAAAUAAAGGAAGAGCUCGUGUUUGAACGCCGUCGCAGAGUUGCCGCCGAGGAUAUGGUGCACUUCUUGAAUAUCGAGUGCCAAUUCGAACGCUGCUCUUGUCGGAUUGCCGAAAGCCAAGGUCGUCGCUACAUCUACGACGCCGAAUAUUAUAACAAAUUCCAGAAGCCUCAGAUUGAGGCCGAGGAAAGAGCCCGUGCUGAGCAAGCCAGCACCCAAGAGGCUAGUGUUCGAAGUGCCCAGCUUCAUGGAGCUAAAACUCCGGAAGCCAGCCCUCCACCCGCACCCCCAGUCCAUCGAUCCCCUGUUCACCAAGCUAUCACUACUCGGGGCAACUCCCCUCAGCCCAGCGUGCACCAGGAGGAAACCGAGUCAAGUCGAACCCCUCUAAUCGCACCGCCUGUACCUGCUCACCACCAUGAUGUGUCUUCUGUGCAAGCCGAACCUACGGAUCAUCCCAAGAUGCAGAUGCCAGAUGAGCCCCUAGUGACAUUUUCUCCAGAGACUGGGACAUUCACAACUUUCCCAUCGCCCCUCAGGGAUAACGUCCGACCUCUGCGAUUGGAUCUUUUUGAAACACCCAGUCUCAGUGAGCCGCAGCCAGCUGCUCAAGCAGAUAAUUUCCAUGUCUCUACAUCCCCCGAUCAACAUAUUGACUCUUUCACCCCAUCUGGGGAGCCGGCACCGGUUAGGAUGCCCCGAGCCGUUCCGUCUAAUGGCGCUUCUGGACAUCCGCAUGCAGCACUCUCAGCAGAAGCAAGACCAUCGAGACGUGUGGAGAGGGAGCCUCAUGGACACCGUCAACCCAUCAAUCCCACGAAGAAAGUCCCUCUCCGACACGAGCAACAAUCACAACCCACAUCACACCCUGGUGUCCCCGAUACACCCAUUGACCGCGAACAGGCUCUAGCGCAGAUCAGGGCACGAAGAGGACGCGCCCACAGCAAGCAGCGAUCAGUCAGUGCCAAUGAAGCUAGCCGCGCAGCUCGCGCCUCAGCGGGGUCUAACCCGGCCUCUGGCUCGGCCUCUGUUCGGGGACCUCGGCGCCUUCCGAAUCCCAGUCUUCGUGCUGAUUCGAGGAGCGAGAAUGACCUUGGUGAACGCCGGGACUUGAGUGCUCCAGUCCGAAUGUUCCGACGUUAA
Molecule: messenger RNA, 2067 nt
Organism: Penicillium bovifimosum
Lineage: Eukaryota; Fungi; Ascomycota; Eurotiomycetes; Eurotiales; Aspergillaceae
Exons: 1
Coding region: 1-2067 (688 amino acids)
Source: RefSeq, a predicted model, not a curated record